AUGUCGAUUGAUAAGAGUUGGACUACCUUAGACCCCUUGUCAGAUGAAUUUUGGUAUGGUCUUACUACAUUUAUAGAGAGAUGUAAGAACCACUUGACUAGUAAUGGUUCAUGUCGAUGCCCAUGUGAGUUUUGUGACAACAAUGAAUUCUUACCACUCGAUGAAAUACAAAUGCACAUACAUGAAAAUGGUUUUAGCAAACGUUACAAGAUAUGGAAGUUUCACGGUGAACAAGUCGUUCUACCAGCGCCGAUAUUACAUGUGGAACCUCAAACUACAGACCAGUUGCAUGAUUUUCUUAACGAUGUUCGCCAGGAGAACACUGUCAAUGAACAAACCCCAGUGGGCGAGGAGCCAAUGAACACAACACAAACGACUGAUACAAAAGACGAACUUGAAGAGUUACUCAAAGCUGCUACAACCGAACUAUUCCCUGGCUGUAAAUGGAUGUCUGAGUUGGACUUUUUGGCGAAGUUGAGUAAGUGUAAGGCCAUUAAUAAAUGGACUAAUACGUCAUUCGACCAGUUGCUCGAGAUUCUGAGAUUUGCAUUUCGUUCUGCUAAAAUCCCUAAGAACCACUAUGAAGUUGGAAAGACAAUGAGAAAGGUUGGGUUAGGAUAUGAGUCGAUUGACGUUUGUAAGAAUGACUGUUGUUUAUUUUGGGGAGAAGACAAUAAAGAUUUGCAAUCAUGUCCAGAAUGCAAAGCGAGUAGAUGGAAAGAUGACGACACUAAGGGGAAACUUGUCCCUCACAAGGUGAUGCGUUACUUCCCAUUGACUCCACGCCUAAAGCGUAUGUACAACUCAAGAUACACUGCGCAAUAUAUGACCUGGCAUGCAACUGGACAAUGUACAGAAGAUGGUAAGAUGCGUCACCCGGUGGACGGUACAACAUGGAAAGACUUUGAUAUAAGGUAUCCAGAUUUUGCCAGUGAAUCCAGAAAUGUUAGAUUAGGGUUGGCUGCCGACGGUUUCAAUCCAUUUGGCAACAUGAGUGUCUCCUAUAGCAUGUGGCCGGUGAUAUUGACAACAUAUAAUACUCCCCCUUGGAUGUGCAUGGAAGAGUCUUCGUUCAUGCUCACUUUGUUAAUUCCUGGGCCUAAAUCACCUGGGCAGGACAUGGAUGUUUUUUUGAGGCCAUUAAUUAAAGAGUUGAAAAGUUUAUGGUCUCACGGAGUCAAAACAAACGAUGCCGCCACAAACACUUCUUUCACAAUGCGUGCUAUGCUUUUGUGGACCAUUAAUGAUUUCCCUGCUCGUAGUAGUUUGUCGGGUUGGAGUGGCCAAGGGUACAUGGCAUGCCCUACAUGUAAUGUCGACACUCCAUCUACUCGUGUUAAGGGCAAAACAACUUAUGUUGGUCAUAGAAUAUUCCUUCCAACAAAUCAUCGUUGGAGGAAUAACAAGAAUUUUGAUGGUAAGGUUGAAAAGAGAGAACCUCCAAAAAGAAAAACCAAUGCUGAAAUCUUAGAAGAAGUUAAUAACUUGCCGGUUCGUCCUUCGGGGAAACUUGCGGGUAGGAAGAGAAAACGUGAUCCAAAUGUUGAAUUCAAUUGGAGUAAGCGUUCUAUUUUCUUCGAGCUUGAAUAUUGGUCUUCACUUCAGCUAAAACACAACUUAGAUGUCAUGCAUAUCGAGAAAAAUGUUUGUGAGAGCUUGUUGAAUACUUUGUUGAUGCACAAGGAAAAAUCAAAAGACACUGACAAGGCACGGAGGGUGUUAGAAGAGUGGGGAAUCCGCCUUGAGUUGUGGCUCGUAGAUAAAGGUAAUGGUAAGUUUUUGAAGCCUCAUCCUAAGUACUCGUUUUCAAAUGACGACAGAACUCUCUUUUGUCAAUUCAUUAAGGGAGUUAAAUUACCUGAUGGCUUUGGCUCAAACUUUAAAAAUAAAGUAAUCGACAACGAUAGCAAAAUAGCAGGGUUGAAGUCUCAUGACCAUCAUAUAAUGAUGCAACGGUUGCUUCCGACCGGUGUUCGAGCGUACUUAGACUCUGACAUCUCUACCCCAAUAAUUGAGCUUUGCUACUUCUUUAAGCAACUUUGUGCUCGAACCUUGAUGGUAUCUGACAUGGAAAAAGCUAAAGAAAAGCUCAUCCAAAUUUUGUGUCAUUUCGAGCUAAUAUUUCCUCCGUCAUUUUUUGACAUAAUGAUUCAUCUGGUUAUGCAUUUGCCCGAAGAGGCCAUUCAAGGUGGGCCUGUUUACAUGUGGUGGAUGUAUCCAUUUGAAAGAUACAUGAAAAAGUUGAAGAAUUAUGUCAGAAAUAAAGCGAGGCCUGAGGGUUCUAUUGCUGAGGGAUAUGUUGCAGACGAAGCCGCCACUUUUUGUUCAAGGUAUCUAGAUGGUGUACAAACAAGAUUUAAUCGGCCAGAAAGAAAUGAGGAUGCUCCGAUCCCCACUCGUGACUUUUUUGUUUUCAAAUCCUUAUGUACACCUAUUAGUAAAGGUGUUGAUACGCAGUUGGAUCCCAAACUAAAGACGAAGAUAGAUUGGUUUGUUCUUAACAAUAGUUCGGAGAUCGAUGAAUACAAGAAUGAAUUUACCAAUCUAAUGCCGCCUGGGACUAAUUUACAAACAACGUUUCCUGGCUGGUUUAGUGACAAGAUCAAAUGUAUGCGAGUAAAUGACGAAUCUAGCGUAAGUGAUGAGUUAUUUGCUUUGGCGAAUGGACCAACAAGUGUAAACUCAUACACGGCUUGCAUAGUUAACGGUGUGAGGUUCGUGGUUGAAAGUCGAGACUCACGCCGAACAACUCAGAACAGCGGGGUUUCAACAACCGAUUUUAAAGGAACCAUGUAUUAUGGUGUGUUGGAAGAUAUUCUGGAGCUGUGCUAUAUAAAAAAAUGCAAGGUUGUUUUGUUUAGUUGUAAAUGGUACAAAACCGAUAAACAAGGUUGUGUCACCAAGAGUAACAUAACGAGUAUUUGUACUCGGUAUGAAUGGUAUAAAGAAGAGCCAUAUCUUCUUGCAACGCAGGCAAAUCAAGUCUUUUACCUUAAUGACCCGGUUAAAAGAAAAGGUGCAUCUGGAAAGUAUUGGAAGGUUGUCCAAGAGGUUCAUCAUCGGAAGAUUUGGGAGCGAGAUAUCAACGCAGGUGAUAUUGAAGUGGAUCUUUUACAUGGCAGCAAUUCAUCUGAUAUUUUGUUGUCGGCUAACUUGGAUAAUGUGCCAUACACGGGUUUGAGUAGUGGCGAACCAAUAAUAAUUGAAGAUGCUCCCGCUAUGGAAAAUGCCAUGGAAGAUGAUCUGCUAGACGAUUGUGACGACACAGAUGAUGGUGACACCGACGAUGAUGACAUAGAUGAACACACAGACGACGAUGUGGAUAAUGAAUGUGAACCACACGUGGAUAUUAGUUAUGAUUCUGAUUGA
Molecule: messenger RNA, 3369 nt
Organism: Erigeron canadensis
Lineage: Eukaryota; Viridiplantae; Streptophyta; Magnoliopsida; Asterales; Asteraceae
Exons: 3
Coding region: 1-3369 (1122 amino acids)
Source: RefSeq, a predicted model, not a curated record